Messenger RNA from Spizellomyces punctatus DAOM BR117, 1012 nucleotides. RefSeq lists its product as uncharacterized. The record is from RefSeq and is a predicted model, not a curated record. The coding region runs from base 196 to 771 and encodes 191 amino acids. The transcript has 2 exons. Lineage: Eukaryota; Fungi; Chytridiomycota; Chytridiomycetes; Spizellomycetales; Spizellomycetaceae.
GGCAUGAAACCCAAAAGUCGACGUAAACGGAUUCCGAGAUCAUCAGCAAACGAAGCACAGGAACGAACAGGGUUUACCUAGUAGGAUCCGGCUACUAGCUAUUUUUAGGCCACCGGAUCACCCAUUUGGGUAGCUCGUAUCGUGGCUUACCACCAAGCGAUUACAUCCUAUGGUCCGACUUGUGUGAGUGGACGAAUGACAGCGAGCAGCGCGGAGACCUCUUUUCGUAAACGGAGGCGGUCUCUUGGAGAAGAUAUUAAUCAUGAGACCAAGUGGUACCGGAUGCUACCUGACGAUGAUAACGUUACUCCAGUACAUCCUCACAACUCAUCAGACGUGCCGGUAUCUUGCACCCUCGCAGCAUCCUGCUUGAACUUCUCAUUCCAAACAGUUGAUGCCUACCGGGAGCACUACCGUGAGGCCCAUGUGCUCCUGUGCUUUGUUUGUGGGCGUAUUUUACCUACCGCAUACUUGCUGGACAUUCAUCUCCAGGAGAUGCACGAUAGUUUUUUCCAGGUUUUAGCCGCUCAGCAAGAUAUGUACCGGUGCCUGGUGGAGGGAUGUACCACUCUGUCAUCCACUGCACAAUCCCGAAAUCAUCACUUCAGUCAUUCACAUUCACUUAACAAGGAGUAUGAUGUUCGCGUGGUCUUUGGAGAAGAUCCACAUGAAGUGAGAUCAAGUGAACCGGAUUCCAGGCUUCUCUUGCUUUCCCCAGCGGACGCCGCAACUGUAGCGAGUUACGAUACGUGCGAUUUAGACAGUAUAUAGAAGCCGCAGAGUUUUAACACAUAUUUAAAUCGGUCAAUUUUUGUACAGAAUAAGCUGCAAUAUACAAGACUGCUAUGACUGGGGGGAGCGCAUUAAGGACUGGUUGAUGGAUUUGGCCACGCUAGAAAACAGUCGCUCGAUUUCCGGAGCACACCGUAUGAAGUUCGUAUGAUCCCAGAAAUUGUAACGCGGGUUUCGGAUCAAUUCGAUAAACGUUAUCAGAAGGCCGUACGGAUGUGGU